Molecule: messenger RNA, 260 nt
Organism: Acaulospora morrowiae
Lineage: Eukaryota; Fungi; Glomeromycota; Glomeromycetes; Diversisporales; Acaulosporaceae
Source: the annotation of a GenBank genome assembly
AUUUAACGACCGAUCUAAUGGAAGAACUUGGUCCUCUAGUCGAAGCUGCAGAGUUUCUUAAGGGAGGCUCUUAUGCAACGAUGACUCCUUUAAUGAUGAUGUCGGAAAUGAUAUUACUCUUGAGAAAUAUCCUUAAAGUCAACACAUCAAUCGAAAACCCUACGGAAACAAAAGUUUCUGAAGAGUUGAGAUUACUUGCUACUUUGCCCGACCCGCGUGGUAAAAUUCUUAACUUUGCAACAACAAUGCAAAUUAAAAGA